This is a messenger RNA of Uranotaenia lowii, 3913 nucleotides long. RefSeq names its product zinc finger protein 181-like. The coding region runs from base 2340 to 3899 and encodes 519 amino acids. Gene Ontology annotation, molecular function: DNA-binding transcription factor activity; zinc ion binding; RNA polymerase II cis-regulatory region sequence-specific DNA binding. Gene Ontology annotation, biological process: regulation of transcription by RNA polymerase II. The record is from RefSeq and is a predicted model, not a curated record. NCBI's taxonomy places the organism in Eukaryota, Metazoa, Arthropoda, Insecta, Diptera, Culicidae. Gene Ontology annotation, cellular component: nucleus. The transcript is spliced from 6 exons.
CAUAAAGCAAAUAUUUUUUGGACGUGCAAUAUAUGAACUACAGCAGUUUUCCUGAGGCAAGUUUUUUCGGAUUUUUUUUUUCUUUCAUGCUGAAUAACGAGAAAACUAUAAGCUUUAUGCUAUAUAUAAUUUUCUAAACAUAUUUAACUGACAUUACAAAGUUUCUAGUGAUAUAUGUUUUGUAUGAAAUUCAAAAUAAUUCAAACGAAUUUAAUAGAUUUUACUUUUGGAGUGUCAAAAUGACACUCUAAGUCGGAAAAGGGAGUUUUUUUUGUCCAGGCUUCUAAGGGUUCGUCCAAAAUAAAGUAAAGAUGCGAUAUUAAAGAACUUUUGAAUUCAUUUAGGCCCCGAAGAAUUUUUUUUUUUUUUGAAGCUUCUGAAAAAAGUUACAAGCAUUCAUAUGUGCUAUAGUGUCAAAAUGACACUCUAAUGCGGAUGAGGGUUAAGUGUCAAGUCUCAGGUCUCAGGUGUCAUGUCGAAAGUCUCAGAAAAACCUUGCCAAGACAUAUUUUUUAAAUUUUCCUAAUAUUUCGUUUGAACUAAAGGUUGGAAGCGGCGGCCUUAAUACAUUGGAUAGGACUGCCGGGGCUUCCUAGGUCUGCGUGAAAGCUUGAGGUGAUCCCUUAGCCCUGUCCGCCACGCGACAGCGUGGAUGACAAAAUGUCUUUCAAAUUCGAACGCACAGCGUGAGGAGUCGGAUACCAAAACGGUUUUUAAAGGACCAUGGUUAAUAUUAAAUCAAUUAAAGUACCCAAACCAAUUUGAUCUCAUAAUACAAAGAACAAUAUUGGUUCUAAAAGAAAUUUAGUUGGAAAAUUUCAAACCUGUAGGUUCAUUUAAAAAAUCAUUUUGAAAAAAUAAACUUCGAAUCAUAUGAAAUUUACAAGAAUUCAUCAGAAAAAAAAACAUAUAAAAAUACUAGAGAGAAAAAUCUGGGAUUUGUGUCAUUCUGGGAAAUGUUCCAUUCUAGGAAAAAAAAAUCUGGGAAACAAAAUUCUAGUAAAUGGUGCUCUGGGGAAUUUUUUUUCUGGGAAAUGGUUCAUAUUUGUAAUUCUGGGGAAAAUUCAUUCUGGGCAAAAGUUUACGGGUAAAUGGGAUACAAUCUGGCGAUUUUCAUGUGUCACCAGUGUAUUAUAUUUUUCAACUGAUUUUUGGCUGCGGCCUGCUUGAAAUGCCUGUGUUAAAACAUUAUUAGGAUAAUUUCAAUAUUUUUUCAAAAUUUUAUUGGAAUAAAUCUACUCAGUGGUUGGCAAGUAGAGCUAUUUCUCGGAUCCAUUUUUUCGACUUAGGGCCUUCAAGUGUUAAUGGAAAUUAAAAUUUAAACUAAUCGAUCCUAAAUUCCAUUAAAUUAGGUUUUCCGCCCUGCGAGGGAUGAAUUCAAUAGGAUUGGGCAAAGUCUAAUAGAGAAUUCGUUUUCAAGUGGUGGUGCACCGGGGCACUACCGGUAGUGCACUUUUUGCUGUUUUUAUGCUCGUUUUUACGAAGAGUAGUCCAAUGGUAGUGCACCAUAAAGUGGACGGUGGAACACUCUGAAAAUAUUCGGUGUUGCUUGCGCUCUCACCAAUACUAUCAUGAAUUUUGACAGCACGUGGUUCCCGAUGUAAACAAAUAUCAGCUGGUUGGUUUAUUUAUUUUUUUUUUUGUAAUCUGAAAACGGAAAUAGGUACUCGAACGAAGAUGAGAUUUGCGAGGAAUAAACGUUCAAAAUACCUUCAAGCUGGGGUAACUGCAGUCUAGCAGCAGCAGCAAGCAUAGACCGCCCAGAAUCAGCCGGUAUUGCAGUUAUCAUCAGAGCCAGAGGCGAAUCUACCAAGCAAAAUAAAUCUGAAAUCUUCACAAUUUAACAUAAUAUAUAAAUUCAUGCUAAAAUUUUCAUAUUAUUUAAAAGACAAUGAUCAACUAAAGUAAAUUUCAUUUCAAUUUUCGAAGUCAAACGAAAACAAAUACCAGCUGUAAUUGAUUUUUGACAGCUUGAUGUUUUCUGUUGACACUGCCGAUUUCACGAACACCAACAAAGGUGAGUGCAAAACUCGAUUCAUGCUCGUUUUCAGCGUGGAUGGUGCAACACUUUCGGGUGGUGAAAACGAAUACGGUAUAAAUUCACGCGUAAUGGAAUGAAUUCCUUAAAUCGAAUACAAAUGAACAUCAACUUUAUGGUUCAUCCAGUUGUUUAUUUUGGAGAUACGAGUUUUUCUUUUAAAUCUUUCUGUCGAAAAAGCUAGUUUUUGGAUUGGUAAACUGUUGUGAAAUUAUUUAAAAAAUGUUUCUCAGUUGUAUUUCUAUCUGUGGAACAGUUUAGAACUGUUGAAAGUUAAGUUAUUGUUGGAAACCGCAAAACUAUGGAUGGUAACCAAAUACACAGUCGGAAACGGAAAGCUCCGAAACCACUAUUUGAAGAGGUUGUUGUGAAGGAACCAAUCGAUAAAAACAUUAGAAUGCUUCCAGAGUCGCAACCGUCCACCAGUAACAGCCGACGGCAUCGAACGUCUCGUCACGUUCAGGUUGAUCAAGAGGAUUUCUAUCGCUACGCUGUGGGAACAAAGAGCAAACUGAAAGCAGACGAGGAUCCAAUAUUCCUUGCAGAUAAUGCUGUAAUUGACUCGCAGUGUCGCUUCUGUUUGCGCAAAGUAGAUAAGUCAUAUCUGAAGCUGAUUGAGGGUGCUUUGAAGGCCAAAGUGCGAUCAAUGUUCAAGCUUAAAGUUCAUCCCUACGAUUCCUACCCAUAUGUGUGCAUCAAUUGUAACAAUUACGUGCACGCAAUGUUCGACUUCUAUGAAUCGGUCAUAAAGUCUAAAAUUUUGCUCAGAAGCGAGAAAGUUGAGCUUAUUGAAGAUAACAGCGAAUGGGUAUCGACAAAGCACGUGGCAGCAGCUGAUACUUGCCGAGGAAUAUUGAGUCGACAUCGGAAUCAUAUUGAGCGAAUAUAUGAAGCUUAUGAAUAUCGCUCGAAUGAACAAGAAAAUUUUUCAGUUGAAAAAACAGAAUCUUCUGCAGAAGACGAAAAAACUGUUACUAAAGAAUUAUCUUUGAUUGAAGAGUGCGCGAAUGAAGAUGAAAUUGGAGAAAACCUCGUCGAAGUAAAAGUUGAACCAGAUCUUUCAGAGCAUGAUGAUGACGUCGGUAAUGGAAAUGAAGACAACGACGAUUGUGAUCAAUCCAAUGAUUCAGAUACCGUAGAUAAUGAAAACGACGGAGACUAUCAACCUGCGUCAAAAUCUCCUAAAAACAAAAUAAAGAUUAUCGAUGAAACCAACAGCGAAAGUGAUAAUACAAACAAUAGUGAAGCAGAAGCCACAGUAAAAGUUAAAAAGGGUAAACGGAGGAAAGGAACUUCGGAAGCGAAAUCUAAAGUCAAGAAAAAACCUGGUGAACGAAAAGUUCGCAAACCUUACGAGAAGUAUUUCGUGUGUACAAUUUGUGGCAAAACUCUACAUUCGGCGACGAAAGAAAGUCACAUGAAUCAGCACAGUGGUGUUCAACCGUACACGUGCCCACACGAGGGUUGUGGUGUGAAAUUUUAUGCCAAGGCACAUCGCAACCGGCACAUCAGUCGGUUCCACAAUAAGAAAAUUUGUGACAUUUGCGGCUGUUCGGUGCUGAAUUCUGCGGGCAGAAUGAGGGACCAUAUGAUGCAUCACGCGACCACCGAGGAGGCAGUCGCGUGCGGUAUUUGUGGUAAAAAGUUUUGGACCGAAAACUAUCUGCGACGGCAUAUGAUUAUCCAUACGGAUUUAUUCCCGCACGAUUGUCGCUACUGCGGGAGGAAAUUCAAGCACAAAGCCAGCAAGGAUACACAUGAGAGAAAUAUGCAUGAAAAAAAGAAUGAUUUUGGCCCCGUUGGUGAUGCACGGAGUAAUUCGAAUGAAACGCAAGACCCUCCGUAUAUAAAUCCAAUUUGACAGUUUUAGUAAAA